UUUUCCCUUUCCUUCCUUCCUUCCUCCCGCACCUUCGCUCCGACUGCAAUCCUCCCUCCCUUCCGGGCAGAGAAAAUAAAAGAGGCGAGGGGGAACAUCGCGCACGGGAUCCGCGGCAGCCAGCCAGGCAGCGCCGUCGCCUCUCCCCGCCGAUCCGUCCCGUCCCGUCCGAUCGGCGUCGGCAUGGCGGACGCGGACUCGGCGGCGGCCUACGCGUCGCCGCUGUCGCCGGCGGCCCCGGAGACGCCGUCCACGCAGAAGCGGAGGCAGCGCGGCCUCGUCUCGCGGGUCUGGAAGGGCAUCUUCGGCCGCCGCGAGGACGUCGAGAAGCUGCUGCAGGCGCUCUCCAAGGAGGAGGACGCCCUCCGCUCCCGCGUCCACCGCCGCGCCCGCGCAUCCCGCAGCUCCGCCCACAACGUCCUCGCCCUCGCAUCCGCGCUCGAGAUUGCGGCUGUUGGAUAUGCGAUUAUGACUACCAGAUCGCCGGACAUCCCCUGGCAGAUGAGGGCAGCCCGGGUGCUGCCCAUGUUCUUGGUUCCUGCUUUGGCUGCUCUCAUCUACUCAGCCAUCACAAGCAUUACGAAAAUACUUGACAAUAGAGACCAACAUACUCUUGAAAAGCUUCGUGCUGAAAGGCAGGCCAAGAUUGACGAGUUGAAGGAGAGAACAAAUUACUACACUACCCAACAACUUAUACAGAGAUAUGAUCUUGAUCCUGCUGCAAAGGCGGCUGCAGCAAGUGUUUUGGCAUCUAAGCUGGGUGCAGAUUCGGGAUUGAGAGUCUUUUUGGGAGAUGAGUCGAACAUGGAUGGAAGCAAAACUAAUGAUCAGCAGGGACAGACUUCUGGUCUGAGGCAAAGAAAACCAGCCCACUCAGGUCAUGGCUCUGGACCGGCCCAUGCCUCUGACCCAUCAGACGGCUCGAGUAUAUAUGACGGUAACGAAAGCCCCACUGCAAAUCGGACUGUCGAGCACUUUAGAGGCCAUGCUGGCAAUGAUGGGGGAUGGCUCGCACGAGUGGCCGCUCUGCUUGUAGGGGAGGAUCCAACACAGUGCUUUGCGCUAAUAUGUGGCAACUGCCAUAUGCAUAAUGGUCUUGCAAGGAAAGAAGACUUUGCAUUCGUUACAUACUACUGUCCUCACUGCAAUGCUCUCAACGGAUCGCGGCAACACGAGGACGGUGAAAUGGUGCCUAACUCUGGCAAGGAGACUCCUACCGAUCGUUCCUAUAGUAACAGCGUCCAAGCCGGCGCCAGCCUUGCGGACUCAGGUGUCAGCAGUCCUGUUGGGAGGAGCUUGCCGACCGUUGAAGAACUGCCUGCAGAAAGUCCUGCUGCGAGUAACCUAACAGUCGCUGAAAAGCCUCAAGCAGAGAGUUCUGCUACUGCAAAUAACAUACCACCAACUGUCGAAGCUCCACCAGACAAUUAUACCGGGGAGAGGGGAAGCAGCGAUCAGCCCGCCAGCUGAACUUUCUUCUUCUGAAAGAAAUAUGUUCCCCAGUUCUUGUUUCCGUGCUAGUUGCAUCGUAAGAUGGCGUACCAGAGCUUUCGACACAGAUUCUUGUGCCUACCACCACCUAGCGUAUAGAUGUGGAUUAUUGGUGUGUUGUGCUUGGAAUGGAUUGUUCCACUUGGUGCUGCUAGGGUGAUGCAUAUGCCCCUUUGCCGGCAUCUCUCCAUUGUAUAGCUUUCUUUCUCUUUUGGGAAGUUGAAUUCUACGCCUUUUGUAAUAUUAUAUCAGUCAGGCAAUAUGUAUAUGCUGGGGUUGGGAUA
This is a messenger RNA of Hordeum vulgare subsp. vulgare (domesticated barley), 1775 nucleotides long. RefSeq lists its product as uncharacterized. The coding region runs from base 184 to 1470 and encodes 428 amino acids. Gene Ontology annotation, cellular component: endoplasmic reticulum tubular network. The record is from RefSeq and is a predicted model, not a curated record. NCBI's taxonomy places the organism in Eukaryota, Viridiplantae, Streptophyta, Magnoliopsida, Poales, Poaceae. Gene Ontology annotation, biological process: endoplasmic reticulum tubular network organization. The transcript has 5 exons.